GAGAAACAGAGAAGAGAAACAGAGAAGAGAAACAGAGAAGAGAAACAGAGAAGAGAAGAAGAGGAGACAGGAGAGACAGAGAAGAGAGACAGGAGAGAAGAGAAGAGAGACAGAGAAGAGAGACAGAGAAGCGAGACAGAAAAGCGAGACAGAAAAGCGAGACAGAAAAGCGAGACAGAGACAAGAA
Messenger RNA from Oncorhynchus masou masou (cherry salmon), 187 nucleotides. Its product is annotated as luc7-like protein 3. The annotation marks the transcript as partial. The record is from RefSeq and is a predicted model, not a curated record. Lineage: Eukaryota; Metazoa; Chordata; Actinopteri; Salmoniformes; Salmonidae. The transcript is spliced from 2 exons.